GGGAUAUAAGUGUGCGCCCAGAUGAACACGGGCAAUUGCUUUCUCGUGUCGGGACACCUGCCCACACUUUCGACGUUCGCAAACGAAUCUCGCUCAGCAACCGGCAAACAAUGGCGGAUGACGAAGUUCAGGCCUUGGUUGUGGACAAUGGGUCGGGAAUGUGCAAGGCCGGUUUCGCCGGAGACGAUGCACCACGCGCCGUGUUCCCCUCCAUCGUCGGCAGACCACGCCACCAAGGUGUGAUGGUCGGCAUGGGCCAGAAGGACAGCUACGUUGGUGACGAGGCACAGUCGAAACGGGGCAUCCUCACACUGAAGUACCCGAUCGAACACGGAAUCGUGACGAAUUGGGACGAUAUGGAGAAGAUCUGGCAUCACACAUUCUACAACGAACUGCGUGUGGCCCCGGAGGAACACCCCGUGCUCCUCACGGAAGCACCGCUGAACCCGAAGGCCAAUCGUGAGAAGAUGACUCAAAUCAUGUUCGAGACAUUCAACACACCCGCUAUGUAUGUGGGUAUCCAGGCGGUGUUGUCACUGUACGCAUCUGGUCGUACGACGGGAAUAGUGUUGGAUUCAGGUGACGGUGUCACUCACACCGUGCCCAUUUACGAGGGAUACGCUCUGCCGCACGCCAUCCUGCGUCUCGAUUUGGCAGGACGCGAUCUCACGGAUUACCUGAUGAAAAUCCUCACCGAGCGUGGUUACAGUUUCACGACGACGGCGGAACGUGAGAUCGUGCGUGAUAUCAAGGAGAAAUUGUGCUACGUGGCUCUGGACUUUGAGCAGGAGAUGGCCACUGCGGCGUCUAGUUCGUCGUUGGAGAAGAGUUACGAAUUGCCUGAUGGUCAGGUGAUCACGAUCGGGAACGAGCGAUUCCGUUGUCCGGAGGCGUUGUUCCAACCGAGCUUCCUGGGUAUGGAGUCCGCUGGUGUGCAUGAGACCACGUUCAACUCGAUCAUGAAAUGUGACGUGGACAUUCGCAAGGAUUUGUAUGCGAAUACGGUGAUGUCAGGUGGGACGACCAUGUUCCCUGGAAUUGCGGAUCGUAUGCAGAAGGAGAUCACUGCUCUGGCUCCGAGUACCAUGAAGAUCAAGAUAGUGGCGCCUCCGGAGCGCAAGUACUCUGUGUGGAUUGGUGGUUCCAUUUUGGCGUCGUUGUCCACGUUCCAGCAGAUGUGGAUCUCGAAGCAGGAGUAUGAUGAAUCUGGUCCUGGUAUUGUUCACCGCAAGUGCUUCUAAGAAAACUGUUUGAUCGCUACCUGGCAUGCUUUCCGUCCCCCUACGAGUCUUCUUUUCAUAAUAUAAUUUGCAAUCUCUGUA
Molecule: messenger RNA, 1322 nt
Organism: Dicrocoelium dendriticum
Lineage: Eukaryota; Metazoa; Platyhelminthes; Trematoda; Plagiorchiida; Dicrocoeliidae
Source: the annotation of a GenBank genome assembly